Messenger RNA from Oikopleura dioica, 855 nucleotides. The record is from the annotation of a GenBank genome assembly. Lineage: Eukaryota; Metazoa; Chordata; Appendicularia; Copelata; Oikopleuridae.
AUGGCUGCCAGACCACAACAUCCAGCUGAUCCAAAAUAUUAUGAAGCACUCAACUGGAUCAAGGAGAGAGUAUCUAGCCGACCGAAAAUCGGUGUUGUUUGCGGCAGCGGCUUGGGAAAAUUUGCAGACACGCUCGAAGACGUCACAAGUUUCGAUUACAAAGACAUUCCUCAUUUUCCAGUUUCUACCGUUGAAGGUCACAAGGGAUGUCUCGUAUUUGGCAAACUCAACGGGAAAGAACUCGUCUGCAUGCAGGGACGAUUCCAUCUCUACGAAGGAUACGAAGCUUCUGCCUGUGCAUUUCCGAUCCGACUUUUCAAACUUCUCGGAGUUGAGAAACUGGCGCUUACAAAUGCUGCAGGCGGUUUGAACCAGAACUACAAACUCGGCGACUUCAUGCUUGUGAAGGAUCAUUUGAACCUCCCUGCCCUUAUGGGUCUUUCCCCAACACUCGGAGUCAAUGAUCUCUACUGGGGACCUCGAUUCAUCAACAUGCACAACUGCUACGACCAAGAGCUCCGAGACCUUGCCAAGAAAGUCGCGGCGGAGAUCGGAGAAGAAAAAAUUCAAGAGGGAGUGUAUCAAUGCCAAGUUGGGCCAUGUUAUGAAACAGUUGCUGAGCAGAAACUCGCUCAAGCUGCUGGCGUGGAUGCUCUUGGAAUGAGCACAGUUUAUGAAGUUGUUGCUGCCCGACAUUGUGACAUCAAGUGCUUCGCAAUCUCAAUGAUCACGAACAUCUGCAAUCCUAGCUACGACGUCGUCACUGAAGUCAACCACGAAGAAGUCAUCGAGUGCGCAACUACUCGAGGCGACGCCAUGGUCAAACUCAUCUCCGCUAUUCUUGACAAGUGGUAA